AUGACUUUUGUUGUUCAUCAACAACAGGGUUUGUUUGUGGCAUUUUCCUCAAGGAAUUUGUUAUGUAGCAAGAGGCUGAAGUUGAAGCAAUGUUUAUCAAAACGUCACUUGAUUGGAAGAGCUGAUUGGCAUUACAUACUAAGUGUAGGGCCUUCUCACAUUUGUAGAUCCAAGCUGAAACCUUUGAAGAUUUCAGGCUUCAAAGGCGGUGCCAAAAAUGAUGAUUCAGUAACCAGUGCUAAUGGGUUGAAGGUCCCCAACCACAAGAACUCUGUUAGACUGGAUGAGAGUGUCGAAUUCAAAUCAGAAUCUCCAAAGGCAAACCAUGUUCCACUCUCUUGUGCUUCUGAAGCAAAUGAGAACCUUGCAGUAUCACCUGGUAUUCAUAAACUUCUCAAAAAAUGGCUUACAAUGUUGCGUACACCACCACCGAAUCAAGGGGAGGAGGAAAUCUUGGGAGAACCACCUCCAGAAGUUUUACCAGAAUCUUUACAAGGGACACAAAAGACCGUAAAAGCUCAGAGUUUGAAGGCAGUAUGGUCUCAUUUUCUAGCCCUGGAUGCAACAAUAAAGAUUCCUUUCUUAAUAUUUGCUCCUUUCUACUUGGCUGUUAAUGUAGUUUAUGGUGCUGAGGUGUCGAAGGAGCUAACUCCUUUAUGGGUUUUGGGGCCACUCAUUGUGGCUCUCUACGUCAUGAUGAUGAGGUGGCUAUGUGCACUCUAUAUCUUCAGCUUCAAGCAGACAGUCAAAGUAAUUAAGAAUUCGCCCUCUUAUUUCAUGUUGGCCUACAUCUAUGUCUUUUGUGGCAAGCUCAAAGAAGACAUCGAUGCUCAUAUUUUGCAGCCUAUAUUGAGGAUAAAAAAUACUGAUUAUAGACAGUUGGGUAGAAAAAAGUUGAAAGAAUUGUCAGAAUGGAUAGUAGAGAAGUAUCUUGAUUUUGUGGAAUCAAUAUGGCCCUACUAUUGUCGGACAAUCCGAUUUUUGAAGAGGGCUAAUCUUAUUUAA
Sphenostylis stenocarpa is the source of this 1005-nucleotide messenger RNA. The record is from the annotation of a GenBank genome assembly. NCBI's taxonomy places the organism in Eukaryota, Viridiplantae, Streptophyta, Magnoliopsida, Fabales, Fabaceae.